Molecule: messenger RNA, 2803 nt
Organism: Heterobasidion irregulare TC 32-1
Lineage: Eukaryota; Fungi; Basidiomycota; Agaricomycetes; Russulales; Bondarzewiaceae
Exons: 8
Biological process (GO): poly(A)+ mRNA export from nucleus
Cellular component (GO): nucleus
Source: RefSeq, a predicted model, not a curated record
CCAUGCCCGACAUACGUCCGCCACAGCAGACCCGCUUCGCAGAGCGGGACAUCUUCGGGUCCGACUCUGAGCUCUCGGACGCACCGGACGCAGAUGACGAAGAGCUCGAGCGCCCGAUCCCCGUCCCUGCGUCCACCUUCGCGCUCGCAGGCGCCGUGGACGACGACGAGUCCUCGGGCGACUCGGGCGACGAGUACAUGCAGGACCGUCCUGCUGCGGGGGCGGCGAAGAACAAAAAGCGCGCGGUCAGGCGGUCAGGCGCGGGCAACGAGGGCGUGAGCGGGCGGAAGCGGGUGCAGAAGAAGCGGAAGCGGGCGCAGAGGACAGAGGAGGAGUUGAAGGAGAUGCCGCAACAUGAGGCCGAUAAGAUGCGGCUGGACAUGGCAAUCGACGAUAUUCUCAAGCCAAAGAAGUCUUCGCGGCCGAAGAAGCGCAAAAAGGACGAGGACGUGAUGGACCGCGUCGCAGAUGAGGAGGUGUCGCGCCUCCGCGAGGCAAUGCUCGCCGCCGCCGAGGACGACGAGAAGUCGCGGUCCAACCACCAGCCCGCGACGAUGAAGCUCAAGUUGCUCCCACAGGUCAUGGAGGUCCUGCGAAAAUCCGGCCUCUCGCAGUCGAUCGUGGACAACAACCUGCUCGAGGGCGUGCGGCGCUGGCUCGAGCCGCUCCCCGACCGCUCCCUCCCGGCGCUGAACAUCCAAAAGGAGUUCCUCGAGACGCUCCAGAAGCUCGAGUACAUCGACACGAACGUGCUCAAAGAGUCGAAGCUCGGGCGCGUCGUGCUGUUCUACACCAAGUGCAAGCGCGUGACGCCCGAGAUCGCGCGCGUCGCCAACGCGCUCGUGUCCGCGUGGUCGCGCCCGAUCAUCAAGCGCUCCGCGUCGUACCGCGACCGCGCGAUCCCCGUGCUCGAGGACGCGGCCGAGGACGGGCCCGCGCCGCGGCAGAACCGGCUGACCGCGAUCCUCGCGCGCGCGCGCGAGGGCGAGAGCGAUCGGAACAGGGUGCGCAAGAACGCGGUGAUGAUCCCGCAGCGCGAGCUCGGGACGUACACGGUCGCGCCGCGGAACCACGCGGUGUCGGUGCAGUCGAGCGUGACGAUGGACACGGAGCGGCGGCGGCGGAACGCGGACCGGAUACGGAGCCUGACGAGGAAGCUGUCGCAGAAGGCGAGGGCGGACCUUGAACCGGGCGUGAACGUGUUUGCGAGCUCGGCCCCGUCUCUCCCUCCCUCUCUCUUUAUUCCCAAAGGCUACCCCCGGAUGCCCUCGACGCACUCGGUCCCUCCCCUCGCAGUCAUCAUGCCCCACCCGCACCUCAGACUGCCCUCCGCACGCCUCUCCCAGUCCUCCGCCCCCCGCACUCCCAGCUGCGGCUCUCCCGUCCAGCCCUCCUUCUUUCUCCCCUCCAACAGCAACAGAAAGAGCUCAGACAGCUGGACGAGCUCCAACUUUGAUCCGGACGAGCUCGAGUGGGAGUGGAAGCCAGAUCAGUCUUUGCUUCUGGCCAGGACCCUCGAUGCCCUCCCUGCCCACCUCCUCACCCCCUUCAUCGGCCCCGUCCCCCCGCCGAACCUCCUCGAUAAGGUCGCCCGCGGCGUCGUGAAGGCUAAAGGCCCCCUAGACUGGCCCCAUUCGGUCCGCGCGACGCGCUCAAAACUUAUCGAGCUCUCUCGCCAGCGCGCCAAGGAGGCACAGGAGGAGAAGCGCAGGAACACGAUCGAGGAGGAGGACUUUUUGUACGACGUCGACGGCUUCCACCCGGCCGUGGGACGCCCCCUCUACAGACAAUCGAGCAUGGACUUUAUGCAGUCUGCCAGGCUGGACGUCGGCGACACCGACGCCUUCUCUCGGGCCAUGCACCGUCUCCAACGCACCGAGCGCGCCAUUGCGAACCCCCCGUAUCAUCUUCGUCCACACUCACCCGAUACGCAUCUCAUCUACGCUCACACGCUCAACCCAUCCACUCCCUCAUCCACCACUCUGCACUCCACGCGAUCGGCUCGCUCAUCCAAGUCUUCCCUCCGCCGAACCGCGUCCACGCUCUCCAAUUCUUCAUCGGACAAACAUGCGCUACCUGUUCACGACCCUCUCGCAAAGACCGUCCGCCGUACUGAUUCUUACGGCAACCUUCGUCAGCCUCUCAAGCGCGCGCCUUCCUACGGCGUCCCCGUCAAGCGCGAGACGCACGCACUACAACAACGCAAUUCGCUCACGGAGCCUUCCUCCGACGAAGAGGAGAAGGUUCGCACCAAGACCGCAAAAAAGCCCCGCAAACUAUCGGAUUCGUCGCCCUCGUCCAGCACGCCCACGACGUCCGAUUCGGACCUCGCCCGGAAACCCCCCAAGACCGUCUCUACCACUCCCAAGGCAGCCUCGACCACCGGCGCCGCCGCCGCCGCUCGCCGCCGCGCGAACCCGCAGCGCAAUCCGUCCAUGUUGGGCCCCGAGCUCCUGCUGCACGCUCAGCCUGCCCAUGAGCCCGCAUAUAUGCGCACACAGAUCCCCUCCUUUGAACCUCAGCCUCACGCUGUCCUUGCUCCGCAGUCGCCCCAGACCCCGCGCUCGCCUCGCACGCCGACGCGAACGCUCCGCCGCGUGCGCCAGACUGCGUUUCCCCCGCGGGCGGCGCGCCGCAUCAGCUUCGGCGGCCUCCUGGCUCCGGCUGAAGGCGACGCGCCCGUUCUCGAGAGUCUAGGCGCAGGCGAGGCCCGUGGACUGGGGUUGGGCAGCGCCUUUGAGCUGCGGUGAACCUUCUUCUCCCCCCGCACUCGCGCCUGCGGCUCGCGGGGUUCGAGGGCCCG